Messenger RNA from Arabidopsis arenosa, 875 nucleotides. The record is from the annotation of a GenBank genome assembly. Lineage: Eukaryota; Viridiplantae; Streptophyta; Magnoliopsida; Brassicales; Brassicaceae.
ACACAAUCUAAGCAAACUCUCUCUCACUUGCGAGCAUCCUCUUUGCUAGACAAUCAGCCUCUGUGUUCCUCUCCCUUGCUUAGAUGGUAUCCAUGGCUGCCUACCAACAAUUUCCAUUUAUGGAGUGUUACGUCACCAACGUCGUUCAUGAUCCUGCAGAAGUAGGGGUGAAUAUUGACCUGACCGAUCCAGCUUACGCUGUCACGGGAGUGGUGGUACAAAGAUAUGUGCAUCGUCGUAACGUCGGACCCGACAUUUUACUCUACCAGGAAAUAAACAACGAUGUGAAUGUUUAUGACCAAAGUGUCUCCCUAUUAGGUGACGGAGCUCUGUUUAGCUCCGAAAAUCUUCGCCAAUGGGUCGCUUUCGUACCGCCGCCGGAACGAGUCGUACCCGAUGCAUUCAACAAUGUGGCUUGGACUUGGGAAGACGACUUUGCCGGCAGUCUCGCCAAUCAAGUCAAUGACGAGCUCUUCGAUGGUGCGAACCCUUUCUUGGUCGAAGCUACAGAAUUUUUUGGCUUCGAAUGCGUUCUGAAUGCGGCCAAUAAUUGGCAGUAUGGAGAUUGGCGUACAAAUGCUCCCCCGUUUGUCGUCCCAGCAAUUUGCGCAAUUUGUCAAGAGGAUAUCACUGAAAACACUCCGGUUGAUAAUCUUUACAUGUUGUGUUGCGGACAUAUGUUUCACUGGGCAUGUAUUCUUACAUGGGUCUGGGAACACCAUCGAUGUGCCAUAUGCGACCUCCAAAUCUGAGUUGUGUUUUUAGAACUUUCUCUAUUUCGGUUAAUUGUUUGAGAACUUUCUUUGUUUCCAGAACUUUUAAUGUAACAAGCUUCUUUUCCAACUUUCUCUUAAUAAUAUACCGUUGGGUUGUUU